Messenger RNA from Monopterus albus (swamp eel), 753 nucleotides. It is a transcript of the gene bdkrb1, whose product is annotated as bradykinin receptor B1. The annotation marks the transcript as partial. The transcript has a single exon. Gene Ontology annotation, molecular function: C-C chemokine binding; C-C chemokine receptor activity; bradykinin receptor activity. Lineage: Eukaryota; Metazoa; Chordata; Actinopteri; Synbranchiformes; Synbranchidae. The record is from RefSeq and is a predicted model, not a curated record. Gene Ontology annotation, cellular component: membrane; external side of plasma membrane. Gene Ontology annotation, biological process: immune response; calcium-mediated signaling; positive regulation of cytosolic calcium ion concentration.
UGUGAUUCCUAGCUCAUGGAGCCAUUGGAGUUUGCAUCUGUGGCAACACUGUCGUCUGAAAACAGCAAUGCGUCCCUGCCAUUCAAUCUAUCAGAGUCUCCAGAAUGGGUGAUCAUCCGCACCAUCAUUCCGCCAUAUGUCUUCAUCUUAUCUUUGUUAGGCCUUCUCUUUAACAGCUUCGUCCUUGCGGUGUUUGUAGCCCACAAGGAUAGACUGACUGUAGCAGAGAUCUACCUGAGCAACCUGGUGCUGGCUGACUUUAUCCUCCUAUGUGGACUGCCUUUCUGGGCAAUGAACAUCCUCAAUGACUUUCAGUGGCCAUAUGGAGACGCCUUAUGCAAAACUGUCAACUCCAUCACCGUCAUCAAUUUCUACACCAGCAUCUACACCCUGGUCAUGAUUAGCAUUGACCGUUACUUAGCACUUGUGAAGACCAUGCAGGCCAGGUGGCUGAGACGAACACUUUAUGCUAAAGUCAUCUGCUUCAUCCUGUGGAUAUUAGGGCUGUUACUGAGCACCCCAGUCAUUGUUCACAGAAAAGUGACAUACAUCAAGGAGCUCAGCACAAUGUCCUGUAUACUGGAUUACAAUCAUGGCAGCUCUUGGAAAGUGGCCCAUCAGAUUGUGAUGAAUGUGGUGGGCUUUGUGCUCCCUGUUCUUGUCAUUGUUUUCAGCACUGGAAAAAUAAUCAAGGCUUUAGUCCAGAGGAGGGAGAGUGUGGGUUUUCAUGAUACUAAUGACAAAAAGGCCACA